Messenger RNA from Osmia bicornis bicornis, 3583 nucleotides. RefSeq names its product exportin-2 (gene Cse1). Gene Ontology annotation, cellular component: nuclear envelope; cytosol. Lineage: Eukaryota; Metazoa; Arthropoda; Insecta; Hymenoptera; Megachilidae. The record is from RefSeq and is a predicted model, not a curated record. Gene Ontology annotation, biological process: protein import into nucleus; protein export from nucleus. The transcript is spliced from 16 exons. Gene Ontology annotation, molecular function: small GTPase binding; nuclear export signal receptor activity. Bases 144 to 3044 code for a protein of 966 amino acids.
CGCCAACCGACGGUGAGCAUUGGUUAGAAGAUUUAAUUUAUCAAAAGCCGGUGUAUAUGUACUGCGUUGUUUCGAGAUUCUUUUCUGAAGAUUUAAUAUUUUUUCACUUUGAGGAAAAGGAAGAAUUUUUAAGUUAAGCCGAUAUGGAACUGACGGAUGAUAAUUUGCUUACGCUUAGUGAAUAUUUAAAGCAUACACUUAGUCCAGACGUAAAUGAAAGGCGACCAGCUGAGAAAUUUCUAGAAUCUGUUGAAGUGAAUCAAAAUUAUCCAUUACUUCUUCUACAUCUUGUGGACAAAUCUGAAAUCAACAUAACCAUUAGAAUUGCUGGUGCAGUUGCAUUUAAAAACUAUGUCAAACGUAACUGGAAAGUGGAAGAAGAUUCUGUUGAUCGUAUUCAUGCCCAAGACAGAGAAACUAUAAAAAAAUUAAUCGUUAAUUUAAUGUUGCAUUCUCCUGAUUCUAUUCAGAAACAGUUGUCCGAUGCUGUUUCAAUUAUUGGAAAAUAUGAUUUUCCAAAUAAGUGGCCAGAGCUUAUAGACCAAAUGGUUGAAAAAUUCAAUACAGGGGAUUUUCAUGUUAUUAAUGGCGUUUUACAUACUGCACAUUCUUUAUUUAAAAAAUAUAGAUAUGAAUUUAAAAGUCAAAGUCUGUGGACCGAAAUAAAAUUUGUAUUGGACAGAUUUGCUAAACCUUUAACAGAUUUGUUUGUUGCUACAAUGAAUUUAACACAAGUACAUGCGAACAAUGUAGAAGCAUUAAAAGUUAUAUAUAGUUCUUUGGUAAUUUUAUCUAAAGUGUUCUAUUCUCUUAACUUUCAAGAUUUACCAGAAUUUUUUGAAGACAAUAUGGCUGUGUGGAUGAGAAAUUUUCAUACCCUGUUGAAUACAGAUGUUCCAUCUCUACAAUCUUCUGAUGAUGAGGAGCCAGAAGUAAUCGAACAACUAAAAUCACAAGUCUGUGACAAUAUUGGCCUUUAUGCUCAGAAAUACGAUGAAGAAUUUCAACCGUAUUUACCUCAAUUUGUAACUGCAGUUUGGAAUCUACUUACGUCUACAGGGCAACAACCAAAAUAUGACACUUUAGUUUCGAACGCUUUACAAUUUUUAGCAACAGUGGCAGAUCGUGGUCAGUACAGAUAUUUGUUUGUGGAUCCAGGUACUUUAAGUUGUAUAUGUGAAAAGGUUAUAAUUCCGAAUAUGAAAUUUAGAGAAUCGGAUAAUGAAUUAUUUGAGGAUAAUCCUGAAGAAUACAUUAGGCGAGAUAUUGAAGGUAGCGAUGUAGAUACAAGAAGACGCGCUGCAUGUGAUUUAGUUAAAGUGCUUUCUAAAUAUUUUGAAGCAAAAAUAAUGGAAAUUUUUGGCGCCUAUAUUCAGGUAAUGUUACAAAAUUAUGCGGAAAAACCUGCUGAAAAUUGGCGAAGCAAGGAUGCUGCAAUUUAUCUAGUCACUAGUAGUGCAAGUAAAGCUCAGACGCAAAAACACGGCGUUACACAAAGUAGCGAACUUGUUCCACUACCUCAAUUUGCAAUGCAGCAUAUUGAACCAGAAUUAGUAAAACCAAAUGUGAACGAAUUCCCUGUACUUAAAGCCGAUGCAAUUAAGUUUAUAAUGACCUUUAGAUCAGUAUUGCCGAGAGAAAUGAUACUUGGAAGUUUACCGCAACUAAUUAGGCACUUGAGUGCUACGAAUAUUGUUGUUCACACAUAUGCUGCUUGUGCAAUUGAAAGAAUACUUGCAAUGAAAGGACCUGAUAAUUUGUAUUUAGUUAAAGGAACUGAUUUAUCGCCGCUAACAGCAGAUCUCUUAAAAGGUCUGUUUGCAUGUUUAAACAUGCCUGGUUCAGAAGAGAACGAAUACGUCAUGAAAGCUAUUAUGAGAAGUUUUGGUGUUUUACAAGAAAUUGUUGUGCCAUUUUUAGCAGAUCUUUUACCGAAACUUACAGAAAAACUUGCCAUUGUAUCUAAAAAUCCGAGUCGUCCUAAUUUCAAUCAUUUUCUCUUUGAAACAUUUGCAUUAUCCAUUAAGAUCGUAUGUAAAACUCACAAGGUAGCGGUUUCAUCGUUUGAAGAAGCAUUGUUUCCAAUUUUCCAAGAAAUUUUACAACAAGAUGUUCUAGAAUUUCUACCAUACGUUUUUCAAAUUCUUGCCUUGCUUUUGGAAUUACGAACUCAAGAUAUGCCAGAAGCAUAUUUGGCUUUAUUCCCUUGUUUACUGUCAUCUGUGCUCUUUGAACGUCAUGCUAAUAUUCAUCCAUUGAAUCGGUUAUUAAGGGCUUUUAUUAGCCAUGGUGCACACCAUAUAGUAGCACAAGAUAAAACAAAUGGUUUGUUAGGUGUAUUUCAGAAACUGAUUGCUUCAAAAGCUAAUGACCAUGAAGGCUUUUUAUUGUUACAAAGUAUUAUUGAACAUUUUGCACCGAAUGUUUUGGAACCAUACGUGAAACAAAUUUUUGUAUUACUUUUUCAAAGACUCUCAUCAUCAAAAACAACAAAAUUUGUAAAGGGUCUAAUUGUAUUUUUUGCAUAUUAUAUCAUUAGGUAUGGUGCGACUAAUUUGGUUACAAUUAUAGAUCAAAUACAAUCUCAAAUGUUUGGUAUGGUUAUAGAACGUGUAUUAUUAGCAGACUUGCAAAAAGUAUCGGGUGAUAUUGAACGAAAAGUAGCUGCAGUAGGAAUCUCAAAUUUACUGAUCGACUGUCCCGCAAUGCUAGAAAGGCCAUUCAAUACAUAUUAUCCACGUUUAUUAGCAACAUUAGUAGAAUUCUUUGAAUUGCCGCAGGAUCAAACUACAUUACCAGAGGAUGACGCGUUUCCUGAAAUUGAGGAUGCACCUGGUUAUCAAGUAGGAUACAGUCAACUUCUUUGUGCAAAAAAUCCUCCAAAAGAUCCAUUAGAAGCGGUUGGUGACGUACGUUUGCAUUUAGCACAAGGAUUAGCAAGAUUAUCACCACGACAGUUACUCAAUAUUCUAGACCAAAUUCCAGAGCCUAACGCAAAUCAUCUGAGGACCUAUCUUCAAACAGUUGGCAUUACUGUUGCAUAAUACAAGCUAGAUGUCCGAGAUAGACUAAAGAUUCAUCUAAUUACUCGGAAAAUAAACAAUAUCGAACUAAGUGAACUGUAACAAAGAGGCACAAGAAGUUCUUUUUUAAUAUUUGUUACGAAACGCUGCGAGACUGAACAUUGUAUCACUUGGUUAUCAUAUGUAAUUAAAUAAUUCAGCAUUUAUUUAUCAUUUUUAUGUGAUGCUGUUUGGAAUCUGUGACUCCGACAUCAUAGAAAUAUUAACAUUGUAGCACAACACUGAUUGAAACAGUCAGCCGCUGUGUUAUUUAUAUAUAACAUUCCUGAGGAAUUAUUUAAAUCAAUUCACUCUUUGUACAUUAAAAAAAAAAAGUAAAACACGUCUCAUUAGAUUAGGUGAUCUCUUGUUUAAUAAACAGGUGAGUAUCUAAUCGAAUGCUAUGCUGUUGUAUAAUGGCCUGUGGAUGAACUAAUUGUUAAAUAAUUUUCAAAGUGGGAUGUACAAUUUUUAUGCCUACUGUAUUUGUAAUGAUUGUUGAACAAAAAAUUUUAAUCACA